UGCGGCAAGUAAAGCGAGUGGAAUUUAUCCAAUAUUUAUUCUGAGUCAUCAAGCGUCUGUGUACAAGGAAAUGAUCAAAAAUGAGAACUUUUGUUAUUUUGUUUAUUUUCUGUUUGAUAAGGGUAGGAGACCCACAGUUACCAGAUUCCGUUAUACUCCUGCAAAAUAAAAAUGGUGUAUGCAAUGGUAUAGAGACACCAGAAGAGAAAUGGCUUCAAGACAGAGAUGUUUUCCAGGUUUUCUCACAAACAGUUGAACAGGAUUUCUAUGAAUCAGAUAGGAACUGUGUUGUAUCUCUGGUAGGAAAGGUUGGGUAUCAGUGGGAGAUUAGAGUAAAUAAGUUUGAUGUAGAAGGGACUACAUCUCCUGAUGGUGUACCAAUACAGUGCAAUGACUUUGUCAAAAUAUAUGAUUCUUUGAGGUGUGAUAAUGCAAAGCUAUUGAAAGGUAUCAACUUUAAAACUGGAUUGUGUGGUACCCUGAAAGAGUCUGAGAUAGGUCAGUUGAUCUUUACAACCUGUGCUAACAAGCUCACCAUACAGUUUAAGACAGAUGUUCACCAGACAUUCCGCAGAGGAUUUGCAUUUGAACUGAAGCAGUAUCCUUGGAGUAACCCUACAGGAGGUCCUGACUGUGAUCCUGAUCUCAAUGGAAUAGUAGCCGGAGUGUGGAGAGAUGGGACAUUUAAUGAGUUUCAGAAUACAUGGAAUGAACAGCCCAUUAUACCAGGGUAUGUGUCAUCUGGUACAGAAACUGACUAUGAUAAGGAAAUUGAUGGAAUACAGUGUUAUGAGUGUACAAGUUGUCCUGUAGAACCAUUUGAUCCGAAGAAAGAUGGCACAGCUAAAGGCAAUAAUUGUUAUGUUUGUUCCAAGGUCUGGGAUGAUGAGUAUUAUAAAGCAAUGAGGAAAUGUUAUACAAGGACAAACUACCUGAGUGUAAUAGAAUCUAUCAGAGAGAUAGACGAGCCAUUCCUGGGGUGUCAGAAGACAGUUGAUGAUUUUGGUCGGUCUGUGAACUACUGUUUCUGUGAUUCAGAUUUAUGUAACAAGUCCGGCAGGAUGAUGAUCAGUUAUGUUGUAACAUCUCUGACACUCUGUAUCUCCGUCCUUUAUACGCUCAUCUUGUGAUAUGACAUAAAGACUACAAGAUUUUCUUAUCUAUCAUGGAAUAUUUCUAUAAUGUCAUUGUGAGAUAUGCAACUGUAACUUUUUGUAUGCUGGUAAUGGUGAUAACUAACUUCCACCAUGAUUAUUGAGCUAAAGUUAACCUGCAUAUCUGUUUGAUCUGACCAAUUUCUACUCAUCUUACAUCUAACAUGCAUGAUUUUAGUAUUUUGAAACUUAAAGCUGCUAAGAACAGUUUGGUGUCAUCCUAAAAACUAAGCAUUGCUAUAGUUCUGUUACCCUUUACCUUUUAAUAGAAUUGUUAUAGAUCCUAUCAAAUACUGUUCAGAAAGUUUGUUUUAAAAGGGAAAACCCCACGGUAACACUAAAGUUCAUAUACAAAUUUUAACAUGCUUAAGAACACUAUAAAUUGUUUUUGCAUGGUCACAUUGUUAACUUUUCAAAAAUCAACAGUUGUUAUCGGUUAGACAGGAAAUCCAGGUUUUCCCAACUUUGAAUAACUGGGAUUGCACUGUCCUGAUAGGAAAAUUUAGCUACUAACAGUCAGUAUAGAGCCUGGUUAUAUAGUAUGGUUUGCAGGCUGUCUUAGCUCUAUACUGGUGGCAAAAAGCUAAUUACUUUUGGUUCCAGCAGGUUAAGGGUUAAACAUUUUAAAAUAACGAAUUGAAAGGAGCAAAUUUUAAGCAGGGCAAUUUCAUUUUACAAAUAAAGAAGUAAAAAUUUUAACUGUCCAAUUAUUAUAUUGUUUAAUUUCAUGUAUAUAAAAUUAUGACAUAUCAAAUUAAUAGAUACAUGGUGCAUUUUAUUGUUCAAAUUAUACCUUUAUAAAUGUAUAUGAUAUUUAUUUAUUUAAGGCACAUGGUAGAUAAUACACUGUAAAUAAGUUAUAGCUUUAAUAAAUCUUUAAUAAUAUGAAAUAUUGUAAUAUCA
Ruditapes philippinarum (Manila clam) is the source of this 2057-nucleotide messenger RNA. RefSeq lists its product as uncharacterized. The transcript is spliced from 8 exons. Bases 81 to 1130 code for a protein of 349 amino acids. The record is from RefSeq and is a predicted model, not a curated record. NCBI's taxonomy places the organism in Eukaryota, Metazoa, Mollusca, Bivalvia, Venerida, Veneridae.